Molecule: messenger RNA, 5583 nt
Organism: Sceloporus undulatus (fence lizard)
Lineage: Eukaryota; Metazoa; Chordata; Lepidosauria; Squamata; Phrynosomatidae
Gene: MTMR11
Product: myotubularin related protein 11
Exons: 17
Coding region: 398-2566 (722 amino acids)
Source: RefSeq, a predicted model, not a curated record
GUUUUUCCUCCUUCCUUCCUUCCUUCCUUCCUUCCUUCCCACCCUCCUUUCUUUCCUUCCUCUAUCCUCUCUCCUUUUCUACCCUUUCCUUUCCUAUUUGGAGAGCAGCCUUUCCAAACCCCCUUCCCUUUCCCUCCUUCACCUGCACUCUCCUUCCUCCUCCUCCUCCUCCUCUGCUGCUUUCUCCUUCCCUCUCUCAAAGCCAGAGCCUUUUUCUUCUUGCACCACAAUAACUCACCACGCUUGUUCUCUCCCCAAGAUCCCUCAUCAGCCUUGCUUCUGCACUUGGGACCUGUCUGCACCUCCCUUCUCCUUUCCCUCCUCCUUUUCCCUCUUCUCCAAAGCCUCUCUCCCAUUCCUCCUCUUUGCUUUCUUUUAUGGGGCGUCCAAAGGCACCAUGCUCUCCAUGUCCAAGAACUCCUUCAAGAUCAAGCAACCCUCCCAGGAUCCAGGGCCCCAAAGUCCAAAGUCCUCCAACAUGACUAGCAAGAGGAACCAAAAUGACUACGCGCUCCAGUGCAUUCCAGGUGAAUACAUCCAAGAAGAGGCUGCCCGCGUCCGCAAGAGCCUCUCUUCCCGAGAUGGUGAUGGGUACAUCCCUGGGACCCUCUACUGUACCAACCUCAGGGUGGCUUUCCUUCCAGAUCUCUCUCCAGACAGUGAGGAUUACUCCUGCCAUUCCUUCAUGCACAGCGACUAUGAUGUAGCCCUCUCCUGUAUUGGGCGGCUGGUAGCAGUGAACAGCUUCACAAAAGCCAAGGUGUUGACGAGUACCUCCACCUUGAAGUUCAUCCCAGAAGAGCUGGUGGUCUACUGCCGGGAUUUUCGGGUGCUGCAUUUCCACUUCCACGAGAGUGGCUUAGAACCACAAGCCUUCCGGGUGACCAUGGCCAUUGCCCAAGCACAGGAGAGCAGCAGCAGGGACGCUGGUGCCAGCGGCUGUGAAAAUGUUGCUUUGAAGAACUUGGAGAAUAGCCGGCUGAGGAGGGAAGAGGAAGAAGAAGCUGAAGAAGAGUCCCCCACACUGCUUUUUGAGACCCUCUCGGACUGGGAGAAGGAGCUGAAGCGUUUGGGGGUGGCAGGGUGGAGGGUCAGCCCCGUGAACGAACGCUUUGACAUGUCCACCAGCCUCCCCAAAUAUCUGUGGGUCCCCAGUCAGUUUCUGGACAACGAGCUGAAAAGGACCUUUGUGCAUUUCAAUGAACGGCGUAUUCCGAGGCUAUGUUGGCAUCACCCAGCAGGCAGCAGUCUCCUCCGAUCAGCCAGUUUCCACCCUGAUUCAGACCCAGAGAAGGAAGACAUGAGAUCUGUGGAGAGGCUGAUGCUGGCUGGACAUUCCCAGUGUGUGGUGGUGGAUGUGACCUCUGACCUUCCCAGUCCCCCUGAGAUCCAACAGUCCUACUCCAGGCUCUGGAUGCUGAGCCUCUGCCUUGCAGAUUCCUCUGUUGCUCCUUCUGAUGAGAAGUGGCUCUCAAGCUUGGAAGGAACGCGAUGGUUGGAUCAUGUCAGGGCAUGCUUGAAGAAGGCCAGCGAGGUAUCUCUCCUGCUAGCCGAGAGGAGUCGAUCAGUUGUCCUGCAAGAAUCGGAUGACAGAGAUCUGAAUUGUUUGCUGGCCUCCCUGGUCCAGGUCCUUUCCGAUCCUCACACCAGAACCAUAUCUGGGUUUCAGAGCCUGAUCCAGAAGGAGUGGGUGGCAGCCGGACAUCCUUUCCUACAGCGCCUCAACCUGCUUCAGAGGAACGACCGAGACGAGUCGCCAGUGUUUCUUCUCUUUCUGGAUUGCAUAUGGCAGCUGCUCCAGCAGUUCCCCAAAUCCUUUGAGUUCACCGACGCCUAUCUGGUGGCUUUGCAUGACAGCAGCUACGUCCCAUUUUCCAGCACGUUCCUGUUCAACUGCCAGUGGGAAAGAGGUCGGAAAAAUCAGAACCGUUUCCGCAACCAACUCUACACUCCCAUGAACGGCUGGCGGGAGACAGUCUGCAUGGAGAUCUUGCAGAAAGGAGGCUACCUGGUCAAGGAAGCAGAGCCCACAGCGUAUUUGCCCACCAUUUGGGAUUGGGCUUUGAGGUACAGCCCACGGCAGAGAGCCCAGUUCAGGAACCCCUGGUUUUGCAACAAGAUCACCAGCAGCGGAGAGGCUUUGAAUGGAAACUUCCUUCCCCCAAAUGGCAGCAAGAUGGAUAAUACUCCUUCAGGGAAAUGGGCCCUGUAUCUCUUCUCCAAGGGCUCCCUGACUUUGCAAUCGCACUUUUUUCCUUGGAAAAACGGUUCCCUCUCCAAGAAGGGAUCCCGACGGACUCUGCUGCCUGAGGGACCUGGAGAACAAGAGAGGUCACUGAGGGGGAAUUCCUUAAGCGUCCGCCUCCUUGGUUGCGACGAUGAACUGCUGCUUCUUCCAUCUCAUGCUGGGCCUUCGGUCCGCUUGUGGAAAAGGUGCUACCUUCGUGGGAACCCAGACAUUCAGGUUGGUCUCUUUGCUUCCACCAUUGCCGGCCUCAUGGAAGAACUGGAUCUUCUUGAAGAGCAGCUUCUAGCAAGCAAGAAAAAGCUACAGCACAGCUGUUGAGGGAAGGGAUUAAUUCCCCAGAAAGAAAGAGGGUACGGAGUUCCUUUUGCCAUCCCACGAGGGAGAAAAACCUAAAGGAUGGUGCUUCAGAAUAUCCCAUACAGAACAGAGACCAACUCUUGAUUUUUCUGCAUACACAAAAAGCAGCAUUUGCAAUAAGCUAGGUUUUGGGAACAGCUGAAUUGGGAAUCUUCAUGCAUUUCCCCCAGGAAUCCAUUUCCAAAGUUAGUAUCUUGUUGAUAAGAGCACUGAUGUUCUUCUGCGUUCAGGAAGGAUACUCUGGACGUGACUGAUAUUUAGGAAGAGUCCUUUCCUUGGAUCAAAACAACUCUUUCCUUAUCUCUUUGUGUGGAUUUAUAGAUUCGCCUUGAAGGAUCACUUUGGAUGAUCCAGAAAUAUCAGCUCUUUCCCCUCCUUGGAGUUGCCUAACCUGGCAGAGUAGCCAUGGCUGCUCUAGCCUUCUCAUUGAUGUUUCUUCCUAGUAUUUCCCCCUGGUCCAUCAGUGACUAUAAACCAUAUAAACAGCGCAUGAUUUGAAUCCCUCGGUAAAGUAGAAAGCAGUCGGAAGAGAACAAGACUGCAUUGCAAGUGCAUCGAUUCCAUCAAGGAAGCCUGCCCUGAGUAUGCAAGACCUGGCUAUUGAUAACAAGGUGGCUUGGAGAUUUCUCAUUCUUAGGAUCGCAAUAAAUCGAAGUCGACUUGACGGCAGCUAACAACACCUGGAUCCCUCGGUACUCAAAGCAAUAACUGUCAGUGUUAAGUAACUUUGAGUAUGUGACUUGUGCUAAAGGUUUAUACGAAGUGCCUUGCUGGGUCAGGAAUUAAAUCCCUAACGAUAUCUGUCAGUGAUCAUUGCCAGAAUUGUUCAGUCGGGGUGGAAAAUUUUGACCCCCAAAUUAUUUUUGUGGUCCUCAGAAAAGGCUUUUGUGUGUGUUGGCUCUCCUGGGACCCUUCAGGAGAGAGCAGUUUAAAUAGGUCUCAGUAUUAUACAGUUGGCCCUCCUUAUCCCUGGAUUUUUUUUUAAUCCGUGGAUUCAAGCAUCCACGCCUUGAAAAUGUUCCAAAAAAAGUAUAAAUUCCAAAUAGCAAACCUUAAUUUUCCAUUUUAUAUAAGAGAGACCAUUUUACUAUGCUAUUAUAUUUAAUGGGACGUGAGCAUCCACAGAUUUUGUUAUCCGUGGAGGAUCCUGGAACCAAACCCCAGCAGAUACCAAGGACCCACCGUGAUAUUAAAACAAUGUCCUCCCAUUGCUCCUGAACAGAAAAGACCCACUGAGUCAAUGGGAUAUGCCUUAUGUAUUCACUUACGGUUCAAUAGUUGAUCGAUGGGAUCUAUUCAAGAUGGAACUGACCAACAGGAUUCCAUCUCAAUAUCUGUUUUCCAAAACCAGAAUGAGAUGGCUGGCCACUUCUGACUUUUUUGACAGGUUUUAGUAUUUGGAGUUGUUCCAGAUACAGAGAAUUGACCACUGAACCUGUUGCAACUGUCCAUCUCUGUGUUAGGACAUUCCACCAGAAACUGACCACAGAGCCACCAAUGGACCAAAAACCAAUUCUGCCCCAUUUCACAGUAGUAUUCCCCCCUUUUUUUCAGCAUUGUGACAUUUGGGGUAAUCCAACCUCUCGAGUUGAGAAUGAAACUUCAGUGCUAGAAUAUCUCCUUAUCCUCCGGUCCUCUCUCAGUAGCAAUAUUUAGGUUACUUGGAGCAUUAUGCUGCAUAAACACUUGGGAAACUUUGAAUAGCCAUGGCUGAAUGGGUAUUAUUAAUGUAUGUUUUUGUGGAUCAUGAAUCCAUGAACCUGUGUCUAAAGAGCACAAACAGGGAUUUUAUAACGGUGAUGACUGCAGAUAUUUUUCUGACCGUUUCCCUUAGAUUUCCUGGCCCAACUACAAGCAAUAACUAGAACCAGCCUCAAAGGCCUUGAAUGGCAAAUAUCUGUCACCGAUCAAAAACUGGAAUGUGUCUUACCUGUUCUUGCUAAACCUGAUUUGCGUGGCCGGUUUCAGAGCCCUCGAUAAUGAUCCUUCAGCACUUUACACGGACUUGUUCUUUAGUUCUGAAAGAAAGAGAAAUGGAACAUAUAUAAUAUAUUAUAUGAUAGGAGGAUGGAAGACGACAACUUGAGCAUCCAUGGAUUUUGGUACCCACCGGAGGCCCUGGAACCAAAACCUAACAGAUGCCCACUGUAAUACUGUUAUAUAUAUACAUGCUUUGGCAAAAAUCCUCUCAAUCUCCAUUCUUCAUAAGCACUUAAUCUGGAAUUAUGUUUUAUGAGGCCUCCAAGAUCUCCUGAGGGCAUCAAUACGUUUCGCUUGGUUUCAAGAGUUGCCCGUCCCUGCUGCCAGGAGCUAUUAAGAAGUAAUGGGUCCUUUUCGCUUUCCUUUGCCUUAGGUUGCAUCCUCAGGCAUAGAAAUACGCAUGAAAAUAUGCAGAAAUAUGCACACGCAGACCUUUAAAAAAUGAAUGCUGGUACCUAGGAAUUUAAUAUGUCUCCCAUCUCUGUAUAUCAUAUUUGCACAGUUAUUUUUUCCCCUUUCUAUGUUUUGAGUGCCUACUGUAUAUAUAUCUUUUUACUUCCUUUUGUGCUCCAUAGUUUUACCAAGACAAAGUUUGAUGCUGCUGUUAGAUAUUUGCCGGGUUUUUGUUUUGGAUGUUAUUGUAUAAACUUUUGGUCAGACGCCUUAAUGAGAAGAUGAGGAAUUUUAAGCUAAUAAUAAUAAUAAUAGAUGAUGAUGAUGAUGAUGAUGAUGAUGAUACAGGUUGAGUUUCCCUUAUCGAAAUGCUUGGGACCUGAGGUGUUUUGGAUUUCAGGGUUUUUCUGAAUUUUGGAACACCUGUAUUUGCACAAUGAGAUACUUUUAGAGACAGGAUUCAAGUCUAAACACAAAAUUCAUAUAUGUUUCCUAUAUAUAGAAAUGUACAUAACGUUGCUAUAUACCUUAUACACAUAACCAGAUGGUAAUUUUAUUCAACAAUGUUGUGCAGGAAACCAAGGUCCCAAACACACUGCAGAGAU